Messenger RNA from Blumeria graminis f. sp. triticale, 768 nucleotides. Lineage: Eukaryota; Fungi; Ascomycota; Leotiomycetes; Helotiales; Erysiphaceae. The record is from the annotation of a GenBank genome assembly.
AUGUCGGCCUCUCCUCCCAAGGACGACGUUGAACAAGCUGCGCAGUCGCCCGACGACCCUGAUGCGCAAAUGAAUCAAGACCCACAUUCCCUAGGUCUUGCCUACGAAUUUGAGGUAAAGGAACAGGAUCGCUGGCUUCCCAUAGCAAACGUGCAACGCUCAAUUUAUGAAUGUACCACUGUGGUCGUACAUCCUGCGAUGUCAUCAGUUUCUUGUUCGCAAUCCCCUGAGCCGCAACGUUCAUCCAAACCUCGAAAGCACGAACAUCCAGAUUCGCAAAUCCAUAACACUGCUCCAGUUGCCCGAAUAAUGAAGAUGGCGCUUCCAGAGAAUGCCAAGAUUGCCAAAGAAGCAAAAGAAUGCAUGCAGGAAUGCGUCAGCGAGUUCAUUUCAUUUAUUACAAGUGAAGAGAAAUGUCAUCAAGAAAAGCGCAAGACUGUUAACGGAGAAGAUAUCCUAUUCGCAAUGACCUCGUUGGGUUUCGAGAAUUAUGCGGAGGCGCUCAAGAUCUAUUUAUCUAAGUACAGAGAAACCCAGUCAACGAGGGGCGAAAACCGACCCGGAAGCCAAGGGUUUGGUUCGACGGCAGCUAGUGGGUCUGGAGGAUCUGGGAAUGCGACAUCAGGUUUCCCAGGUUCAGAGGGAGCCAAUAAACUUCUCGGUAGUGCCGAAAGACAUGAUGAUUCUGAGCACGCUUCAGGGUAUCCAAUUCUCUACGGAAACCAAUCAACCGCUCACAAUGGCACUGCUGAGCGGGACAACUACUAA